CUUGAGAUGGCUUGGCAACCAUGCCUCACCGGGACUAGCAGCGAGUUCCGGUCAUCGUGGCCUGAACUGCAGGGCCGCCGUAAAAGUCACGGGCAACGAACCAACGGAUGCAACUUGUUGUUUUGUCCUCUUCUCUUUCGCAUCAUUCGUUCUUUCGGUCUUCUCUGCUAUUUACUCUUCCUUUCCCUCCCGUCUUCUUGUCCUCUUCUUUCGUGGGAAUUUCGUCUAUUCUGAUUGUCACUUAUUUUCAUCCUCUAAUACACCCUUUCCUUAUUUCUUAUUUACCAACCCCUCGUGGCUAGUUCCCGAGGUUCCUAUUCUCGGUACCUCUCUCAUACUCCUCCUACUUGGUCGAACUUCUCCCAGUAAACAACAAUUUCCGCUAUGGCGCAAAUCCGCGGCACCGCGGGAUACAAUCUCGGUCACCAAAAUCCCUUCGGCGGACCUGGUCGCGCAGAGGCUACAAGUGACCCUAGCCCCUUGGAUGCCAUUCGGGAACAGACUAGCAAGAUUGAAGAUUGGUUGGACACGUUGGCAGAUCCCGUCAAACCGUAUCUACCAGCCAUUGGCCGUUUCCUGAUCGUUGUCACUUUCAUUGAGGACAGUUUGCGAAUCAUUACACAAUGGAGCGACCAGCUCCUCUACCUGCGGGAAUACCGUAAAAUUCCGUGGGGCAUCACACACACCUUCCUCAUUUUUAAUGUACUCGCUAUGUCGAUAUGCUCAUUCCUGGUUAUUGCUCGCAAACACACUGAAAUCGCCGUCGCCGGCCUGUUGGGUGUCGUCGUCACCCAGGGUCUCGGAUAUGGACUCAUCUUCGACCUCAACUUCUUCCUCCGCAACCUGAGUGUUAUUGGCGGUCUCCUCAUGGUUCUCUCCGACUCAUGGGUCCGCAAGAAGUUCGUUCCGGCUGGUUUGCCCCAGCUUGAUGAGAAGGACCGCAAGAUGUACGUUCAGUUUGCUGGUCGUGUCCUGCUCAUCUUCCUCUUCGUCGGAUUUGUCUUCUCCGGCCAGUGGAGCUUCUGGCGCAUUCUGGUCAGCUUGUUCGGCCUCGUCGCAUGCGUUAUGGUCAUUGUGGGAUUCAAGGCCAAGUGGAGCGCAAUCAUCCUGGUGGUGUUGCUGAGCGUCUUCAACAUUUUGGUCAACAACUUCUGGACCCUCCACCCUCACCACCCCCACAAGGAUUUCGCCAAGUACGAUUUCUUCCAGAUCCUGUCUAUUGUCGGUGGUCUCUUGCUUCUGGUCAACAUGGGCCCCGGCCAAUUGAGUAUGGACGAGAAGAAGAAGGUCUACUAAACCGGGCUCAACUGAACGCGGAAAAUGGGGAGCGAGAAAGGCAGAAAGACAGAAAAAACAAAAAACAAAAUUCAAAUGGGCCACUGAGUGGAUGCGCAUGUGUGCUACGUACUCAUGACAUGUUUCUUAUGGGCUACCGAAAGCAUCUCUAUCUCUAUCAUUAUAUGAUCCGUUUUUUUCACGUUCAUCUUCUCAGCAUUGUUCCGGAAUCUGUUUCCCCACAUAUAGUUCAAUCAUUGUGUACUGGCUAUAAGCUCGUGAUAUAUUGGCUACAACCCAUCAUUUGCUCACUCACAAUAUACCUCAAAUCAUACGCGUUUUUCCUUUUUUCCAAACCG
Aspergillus pseudonomiae is the source of this 1634-nucleotide messenger RNA. Its product is annotated as protein ERV29. Gene Ontology annotation, biological process: Golgi organization. Bases 385 to 1296 code for a protein of 303 amino acids. Gene Ontology annotation, cellular component: membrane; endoplasmic reticulum-Golgi intermediate compartment; endoplasmic reticulum. NCBI's taxonomy places the organism in Eukaryota, Fungi, Ascomycota, Eurotiomycetes, Eurotiales, Aspergillaceae. The transcript has 5 exons. The record is from RefSeq and is a predicted model, not a curated record.